UAGCUUUUCCGCCUACACAAUUGACAUUACACUACCCUAGUCUAAACUUAAGGCACAAACUUCCCUUUUCCCACGCUUUCUCAGCAAACAAACAGCUUCCAGUUUCAGUUUCCACCCCCGCCGUCCAUCGAGAAUCCAAUCCGACACAAUAUGACCUCUCUCCAUGCCUCUCUCAAGACCCCGAUUUUCCCGCCGACCAAUCUCCUCCGCCGCCAAGGGCGAGAAUGCUCACUCGUCGGAAUCAAGGUCCGGAAAUCUUCUCCGACGCCGAUAGCCUGCCUCGGUGUCGGAGUGGAAGCACCGGACAGCGCGGCGGAGAAAUUAGGGAUUCCGAAGAGCAAGGAGGUGAUGGAGGCGGAGGCAAAGGUCCUGGUCGGGACCUACGCGAGAGCGCCGGUGGUGCUGGAGAGUGGCAAUGGCUGUAAAUUGGUCGAUGUUGAGGGUCGAGAAUAUCUCGACAUGAGCUCCGGCAUCGCCGUCAACGCGCUCGGCCAUGGCGAUGAGGACUGGCUCAGGGCUGUGGUUCAGAAGGCCGCCACUCUCACUCAUGUCAGCAAUAUCUACUAUUCGAUCCCUCAGGUGGAGCUUGCAAAGAGUCUAGUGGCGAGUUCAUUUGCUGAUCGUGUUUUCUUUACCAAUUCGGGAACCGAAGCAAAUGAAGCCGCUAUAAAGUUUGCAAGAAAGUUUCAAAGACAUUCACAUCCCGACACGAAAGAGCCUGCUACGGAGUUCGUAUCUUUCACAAACAGUUUCCAUGGAAGAACCAUGGGUGCUCUUGCCUUGACAAGCAAAGAGAAUUACAGGACACCCUUUCAACCUGUCAUGCCCGGAGUUACAUUCGUUGAGUAUGGAAAUAUAGAAGCCACAAAGGAGUUGAUUCGGCCUGGUAAAACUGCAGCGGUUUUCGUCGAGCCCAUUCAAGGUGAAGGAGGCAUAUACAGCGCUACGAAGGAGUUUUUGCAAUUUCUGCGCCGUGCUUGUGAUGAUGCCGGGGCUCUUUUGGUGUUUGAUGAGGUACAAUGUGGUUUAGGCCGAACGGGGUAUUUGUGGGCCCACGAGGCUUAUGGUGUGUUUCCAGAUAUGAUGACACUGGCCAAGCCUCUAGCUGGAGGAUUACCAAUUGGAGCUGUUCUGUUAACUGAGAGAGUUGCUUCUUCAAUAGCUUAUGGUGACCAUGGAAGUACUUUUGCCGGUUCACCCCUAGUUUGUAGUGCGGCCCUUGCAGUUCUAGAGAAAAUCUGGAACCCUAAUUUCCUAAGCAGCGUUUCCCGGAAAGGUCUCUACUUGAAGGACAUCUUAGAGAAAAAGCUGGGGAAGAACCCGCACGUGAAAGAUAUACGUGGACUCGGAUUAAUCAUGGGGAUUGAGUUGGAUGUCUCAGCCUCACCCCUUGUUGACGCGUGCCGAAAUGCUGGGCUUUUAGUUUUAACUGCCGGAAAAGGCAAUGUCGUGAGGCUCGUGCCACCAUUGAUCAUAACGGAGCAGGAGCUUGAUCGUGCAACCGAGAUUUUGUGCCAAGCAUUGCCCAUUCUUGAUGAAAAUAGUUCAAACUAGAUUCCCAGACCUAUGAUGGCCAUGUUUUGGUUGCAUGUCAUUGAUUUAAUAAGCAUGGACACCCCUUUUUUUCUUGUUGGGUUUUCCCUUCAUUUAGGUACAAUUUUAGUUGUAAUGUGCUUAUACUCCUUAAUGUUUGUUCUGCUUUCUAUAUAUCCAGUAAGGGGAAAAGAAAGUGUCUCCACAAAAAGUAAUCGGAGAUCUUCACUAAAUAUCAAACAUUAUUUUAAUAGAAUACUAACCAAUU
Molecule: messenger RNA, 1801 nt
Organism: Morus notabilis
Lineage: Eukaryota; Viridiplantae; Streptophyta; Magnoliopsida; Rosales; Moraceae
Product: acetylornithine aminotransferase, mitochondrial
Exons: 4
Coding region: 151-1554 (467 amino acids)
Biological process (GO): arginine metabolic process
Cellular component (GO): chloroplast stroma
Molecular function (GO): pyridoxal phosphate binding; transaminase activity; identical protein binding
Source: RefSeq, a predicted model, not a curated record